UUCUGUGGUUGUCCGUCUUGAAUUGAAUUUAAAAAUUUACAUUUUAAGCACAAUAUAAUCAAUAUAUUCAAUAUAUAUUAACGUAAAGAGAAAAAACUACAGUUGGGCGCAUGAAUGGCUAGUUUGAAACAACUAAAAGGGUUGCCAUUCCUUCUCUCAGAUUUUUAUUUUGUUCCCUAUGUGCAGCUACUUAAACAAUCCAUCAUGAAACGCACAAAGACUUCAAAAGCAGGACCGCCCAAGAAGGCCGCUAAAAAGGAGACUCCCAAAUCAGAAGAGAGUGAUCAGGAAUCGAGUGGAAGUAGCCAGUUGGAGGCUUCAACUUCAAAAACCCUACUCUUGAAGCCGGAAUACAAGAACUUGGAGCAGUUUCUCACCCACUGCGAACAUCAGCGAACCUCCACAGCGGCAAGCAUUAAGGAAUUUAAUUUUUUGAAGAAGAGGGUGCGGGUUCUCUCAAAGAACGGUGAUGUAGGGGAUUCCUGUGAAGGAGGUGUCGUUUACUGGAUGUCCCGCGAUGGCCGUGUCCAGGACAAUUGGGCCUUGCUGUUUGCCCAGCGCCUGGCUCUUAAAUUGGAGCUGCCUCUGGCUGUGGUGUUUUGUUUGGUACCGAAGUUUCUGAACGCCACCAUUCGACACUACAAAUUCAUGAUGGGCGGUCUGCAGGAGGUAGAGCAGCAGUGUCGCGAGCUGGAUAUACCCUUUCACCUAUUACUGGGCCCUGCUGUGGAUCGCCUACCUGAUUUCGUAAAAUCUCGGAAAGUGGGCGCCGUGAUAUGCGAUUUUGCGCCUCUUAGAGUGCCCCGAAAAUGGGUCGAAGAUGUGGGAAAGGCUCUACCGAAAACAGUUCCAUUGGUUCAGGUGGACGCACAUAACGUAGUGCCCGUUUGGGUGGCCUCUGACAAGCAGGAGUAUGCUGCUCGCACCAUUCGGAACAAAAUAAACUCCAAGUUGAGUGAGUACCUGACCGAAUUUCCACCCGUAAUUAAGCAUCCGCAUGGGACUGGCUGCCGAAAAGUUGAUCCUGUGGAUUGGACAGCUGCCUAUGAAAUGUUAGAAUGCGACAAGACUGUCGACGAAGUGGAUUGGGCAAAGCCGGGCUAUAAGGCUGCUUGCAAGCAACUGUACGAGUUCUGCAGCCGCCGCCUUCGAAUUUUCAAUGACAAACGCAACGAUCCCAUUGCUGAUGCAAUCUCUGGACUUUCACCAUGGCUACAUUUUGGCCAGAUAUCGGCCCAGCGAUGUGCCCUAGAAGUACAGCGUUUCCGGGGCCAGCACAAAGCAUCGGCAGAAGCCUUCUGUGAGGAGGCCAUCGUGCGGAGGGAGCUCGCAGAUAACUUCUGUUAUUACAACGAACACUAUGAUAGUUUGAAAGGGCUGAGUUCAUGGGCGUAUGAGACCUUGAAUGCCCAUCGGAAGGAUAAAAGGGAUCCAUGCUACUCCCUUGAUGAAAUGGAAAAGGCCCUCACAUACGACGACCUGUGGAAUUCGGCUCAACUACAACUAGUACGUGAGGGCAAAAUGCACGGAUUCCUGCGCAUGUACUGGGCUAAAAAGAUCCUCGAGUGGAGCGAGACUCCUGAGCAGGCCCUGGAGUACGCCAUUCUACUUAAUGAUAAGUACAGUCUGGACGGACGAGACCCCAAUGGUUAUGUGGGGUGCAUGUGGUCCAUCGGGGGAAUCCAUGACAUGGGAUGGAAGGAACGAUCCAUCUUUGGAAAGAUACGCUACAUGAACUAUCAAGGCUGUCGACGUAAAUUCGAUGUAAACGCCUUCGUUAUACGCUACGGCGGCAAAGUGCAUAAGAAAAAGAAGGAAUAAAUAUUUAUGUUUUGCCUUAGUUUUGAAUGCAA
Molecule: messenger RNA, 1853 nt
Organism: Drosophila bipectinata
Lineage: Eukaryota; Metazoa; Arthropoda; Insecta; Diptera; Drosophilidae
Product: deoxyribodipyrimidine photo-lyase-like
Biological process (GO): photoreactive repair
Molecular function (GO): deoxyribodipyrimidine photo-lyase activity
Source: RefSeq, a predicted model, not a curated record